Messenger RNA from Racocetra persica, 190 nucleotides. The record is from the annotation of a GenBank genome assembly. Lineage: Eukaryota; Fungi; Glomeromycota; Glomeromycetes; Diversisporales; Gigasporaceae.
AUGCCUAAAUACGCAAAACGAGUUCAAAAAACUAGAAAUACUUUUGCUAGUAUUAUCGCUGAUAUUGCUCUGUGUGUAACAGCUACUACUGCUCCACAUAUAACAGCUGCUACUGCUAGCUAUGAAUCAAGAACUACAGAAAUUACUAAAGUUUCUGUAGCUGGAAAAAGUAUUAGACAUGAAGAUGAUA